AAGUUUAUUACGACGUAGAUAAGAAAAUAAAAUAAUCUUGUUUAUUUUAUUCUAAAUAUAUAAUCAAGAAUUUUUGAAUUAAAAAGUAACUAAGAGCGCGUUUUCUACGGCCCUGAACAAAAGUCACAGUGGCAACAUUCCUGAAUCUGAUAUGUGCGCCGGUCUUUUACUGAUCUAUCCCGUUUAUUCAUCUUUGGUUCAUGAAAUUGUAGGCUAACUAGCUAUGUACAUAGACGUGAACUUUAGCACGUGAGCAAGGUCUCAUCGACUGACCGAGAAUUUAAUGACGUCCACGAAUCGGCUCGACCCCGAAAAUUUUGUUUUUAUUUUAAUGCUAAAUACGGAUUUAAUAUAAAUAAAUUCUCUACGGUAAUAUUUAUAGAAUUGCCGGAAAAAACUUUCUUGGUGUAUUUUUAUUUAAAUUUUUCAACUUGCAAAUAUAUUUAAUAUAUAACAUAAUAUAUACAUGAAUAAGUUAUUCACAUGAAUAAAAAUAUGCAUUAAUUUCUCUUGAUAUUUAUAUCAUAAUUUUCUUCAAACGCGAUGUGCUAACAUGUGGCAUUAUGUAAGUUCAACGAGACAAUUAUUCUUCCUUUACAACGCGAGUUGAUUUUUAUUAAGCCGAAUUUGAUACUUAAAAAUGUGUUAAAUUGCAUAAAAAAUUUUUAUAAUGUGAAAUUUAAAUAAAACAGAACAUGUGAAGUACUUAAAAAAGUUUAAAGCAAGCUAGCUGAUGAACGAAUAUUAUUAUUGAGUGUCUAUGGCUUAGAUAAUGUUGCCCGAGGUAAAAGGUUCGGGGUUUCAUCAAUGUCAUGAGCAGAAAAAUUUCAGAAAAAUCAAGAUCUGGCCCCAAAGCUGGAACCUCGUCUUCGAGCGUGACAGAAGCUCUCAGUAGAGAGAGCUCAGCCUUUAAUUCUCUAGCUUUGGAUGUUUCCUUAGCUGGGUUAUCAGUCACUGAUGUACCUGUUACAUCCCCAGAAAAUGAACUGUAUAAGUCCUCAAGUGUUUGGAGGCUACCAGACUCUGAAACCGAUUCUCAAUUGUGGGAAGACAUUGGUGUUGUUGAGUACUUAGAAACUAAACAUGUUGCUCCGGAUCAGAGCACUGAAGAAGAACGCGUUGAAAUUUUAAAAGAAGUUCUUCGAGAUACUGAUAUUCAUGAAGGAGAUGGUAGUUUGUCUGAUUUUCUUUUUCACGUUGCUAGGACCAAGAAUGGAAAAAUUUAUAUUAGAGUCAUCAGAACGCUGCUACUCAACAGAGUUCUAUGCAGUAAUCGAGUGAGCCAAAUGACCAAAACCUAUAAUGAUAUAGAAGCAGUGACAAGGCUUCUAGAGGAGAAAGAAAAAGAUUUGGAGCUAACAGCACGUAUCGGAAAAGAACUUCUUACGCACAACCAGAAACUAGAAACAAACAUAAAUGCCCUGGAAGCCGAGCUAAAAACUGCAAAUGAAAAAAUAACCCAACUGAGUCACGAGCUGCUAAAGAAAACCGAACUAAUUCAAAUAUUAACAAAUGACGUUGAAGAAUCAUGCUCAGAAAGCGGUACACCUAUGGGAGUCCGUAGUAUUAACCUCGACAUAAUGCAAAAGCGAAUAACAUCCCUAGAAGAUGAAAACAAACAGCUAAAAUGUGAGUUCACAAAACUUGUCCACGAGACAGAUGAUUGCGAGGCGCAAGAAGCCAAAUUAGUAAAGGACAUAGCAAACCAAUUAGCAAACGCCAACAUGGAAGUCGACGGCUUCGUAGAAGAGCUCGAAAGACAGAGAGACGAAAAUCGUCUUCAACAUGAGCAAAUAAUGAGCUUGACCGCGAAGUUAGCCGAGACAGAACUUCGACUAGCCCAGCUGAUGACCGAGCACGACGAGGUAAGCUCCAACCUAGUUAUUACUCGCGAAAAUCAAAACACUCUCGCCGCGGAGCUGGCUGAUUUCAAGGACAAGUACGCAGAGGUCGUUAAUUUACUCGCUGAGACCCAGGAACAGUUACGAAAGCAACGUAAAAAAGGCAUGCCUACCGUCAGAGGUGGUUCUUUUUUCCCUUCGAUGGGUGCUGUGCCCCAACCAGACUCCAUAGCAUCAGAACUGGAGUCUUCUCUUUACUCCGAGUUCAGCCUCGACUCCGGAAUCAGCAGCGAUCGCAUGCCCACUUACAAAAAGGUCUUUGAAACAGUUAGGAGCGCCUCGCGAGUGUCUUACAGCGGUCCGGAUGCUAAUCAGUUCCCCAGGAUAGGUUCAAUGACCACCUCAACACUGUCCUCAGGAACAACCGGUCCUAGAAUGAGCAGUGGACCGUUCAAACCUCAAUUAGGUUCAGGUUUUCCUAGUUUAGACUCAACGGGCCAGAGCGACAGUGAAGGCUCUUUACUAACAGACUCUGAAGAGUACCCGGGUCCUCAUCCAACUGGAGUUCCUGGAGCGCCGGGAGCUGCUGACCUAGAAGCAGCUCUCCGGCGGCUCACUCCAGCUGAAGUGAUAGUCCGACGUGCAUGCUUAAGUACCGGCGCUGGGUACAAUUACGAUUACGAUGGCGGGGGUAUUCAUUCUCCGUCGACUUACCUGCCUUUCGGCUGUAGAACUCCGGAUAGUAUUAUGUCCACAGGCAGCUACGGGAAUCUCAGUGGGUUCAGUGGGAACUCAUCCAGCUGGCGGCUUCCAGAAAAAUUGCAGAUUGUUAAACCCAUGGAAGGUUCGCAGACGCUCCAUCAUUGGUCGCAAUUAGCUACUCCGACUCUCGGAGGGCUCUUGGACGAGCGUCCGGGAGUUAAGACUCGGGGAGGUAGGGGAUUAGAGGAUUUAGGGCUGGAGACUUUUACUCUAGCUGACCUUGAGGAGGAUGAGGAGUAUUCUAAUCCUGGAAAAUUGUUCCAAGAUACUGGCUCGGUUUAUACGCUGACUAACAGCACAGUUCUUCAUCCGGAGGAUCCGUUGCUUAUGAACUCUAGUUUGAUGGGCAGUAGAGUUGCUACUGCGCCUAAUAGUGUAAUUAAUUCUGGCAUGAGCACUCCGAGGACUUUGUCUAGGCGUAAUUCCACUUCGACAUUUUCUACCACGUUAGGUUUGGCUAAAAUGCUCAAUGAAAGAGGGAUCAAAGGUGUCACCUUGUCCUGUGCUACCACUCCUAGUGGGGACAAAAAUUUCACACCCACCGCGACACCUUGUAACAGUCCGGAUGGAACUCCGCCGUCUUCUAGGCCAACUUCUCCGGUUCCGUACAGCAGUAUGUCCUUUGGACUCUUCAGCAGUGGUGCUGAGCUUUUGAAGAGGACGUUUGGCAGCGAGCCGGUAAAUACACCACCUUCACAAUCUAAGAGAAAGAAGAAGCCGCUGUCCAGGACUGAGAAGAAAGCACUUGCUGGGAUUAGAUUAGUGGAGAAACUUGAAAGAAUGGGAAUUGAUACUAUCAUGGCGGCUAAUACUAAUUCCUCGCUGUCGCCACUUGCUCUGCAGGGAGCUUUGUGUACUAGGAGGUCUGUGGAGAGUCCCAUGGCGCAGUUGAUGUCUCUCAAGGGAUCUAUGUCUACGGAGAAAAUAGGAUCUUCUUCUUCUGGAAGUGAAUCGGCUAGUUUUCAUUCUAUGUCCAAGGACGAGAAGAAGGCUAGGGGUAAUUCUAGGGGGCAAUUGGCCAGGCAAAGAAGGGCAGGUGCUGGGGCUACUAGACCUGAUCUGGGGCAAGUUAAACCUGCGGUUCCAGCACCGGCUACUACUAAGGAAUCUGCCGCGCAGUCCGCGCUCGGGACUAUUAGCUCACUUCUUUUUGGACGUAAAGGCGGACUUCUGUAAAGUUUUUCAUUUGGAGUUCCGUUUUUCAUUU
Molecule: messenger RNA, 3810 nt
Organism: Cotesia glomerata
Lineage: Eukaryota; Metazoa; Arthropoda; Insecta; Hymenoptera; Braconidae
Gene: milt
Product: trafficking kinesin-binding protein milt
Exons: 4
Coding region: 813-3779 (988 amino acids)
Source: RefSeq, a predicted model, not a curated record